Molecule: messenger RNA, 3938 nt
Organism: Conger conger (European conger)
Lineage: Eukaryota; Metazoa; Chordata; Actinopteri; Anguilliformes; Congridae
Gene: ror2
Product: receptor tyrosine kinase-like orphan receptor 2
Exons: 6
Coding region: 1-2628 (875 amino acids)
Biological process (GO): multicellular organism development; protein phosphorylation; positive regulation of kinase activity
Cellular component (GO): signaling receptor complex
Molecular function (GO): transmembrane receptor protein tyrosine kinase activity; ATP binding; protein binding
Source: RefSeq, a predicted model, not a curated record
AUGGUGGUAGGGGGACACGCAGGGGGCAGUAGAAUCCUGGCGGGGCUCUGCGCGUGUGGUAAACUCAGCGGGUGGCAUAUCACCUUGGCGCUCCUGGGACAAGGGCACUUUCACCAGGCCACCGAGCUGCUGCUCAUUCCCAACAUCCUCAUACCAGUGACCUGGGAGGUGUUCUGGGUGAAGAGAGCUCUGGAGGGGGCUGCUUGGUUUACUCCGGGUUUGGGAGAGGGGGCCUCGUCUCACGGAAGAGGAACUGUGUGUCCCGGCAGGUCCCAGGAGAAGGGCUUCUGCCAGCCGUACCGCGGCAUCGCCUGCGCCCGCUUCAUCGGGAACCGGAGCAUCUACGUGGAGUCGCUGCAGAUGCAGGGGGAGAGCGAGAACCGCAUCACGGCGGCCUUCACCAUGAUUGGCACCUCCACGCACCUAUCGGAUCAGUGCUCUCAGUUCGCCAUCCCGUCGUUCUGCCACUACGUGUUCCCGCUGUGUGAGGAGGGGGGGGCGCGGGGGCCCCGGCGCCGGCAGCUGUGCCGGGACGAGUGUGAGGCGCUGGAGAGCGAGCUGUGCCAGGCGGAGUACGCCAUCGCCCGGUCCGACCCGCUCAUCCUCAUGCAGCUGGAGCUGCCCGCCUGCAGGCUCCUCCCCCACGUCGGGUCACCUGACGCCGCGUCCUGCAUGCGCAUCGGCGUGCCCCUCGACCGGCUGCAGAAAUACUCUCCCCCAGACCACCGGUGCUAUAACGGGAGUGGAGCGGAUUAUCGGGGGACAGAGAGCAGCACGAAGUCGGGGCUGCAUUGCCAGCCCUGGAGCUCGCAGUACCCCCACAGCCACCACCUCACCUUCGCUGACUUCCCCGAGCUCCGGGGGGGGCACAACUUCUGCCGCAACCCCGGGGGGCAGAUGGAGGCGCCCUGGUGCUUCACCACCGACAAGCGGCAGAGGGUGGACCUGUGCGACAUCCGGCCCUGCAAGCCCCCGGAGAACCUGAAGAAGGAGAUCCUGUACAUCCUGGUGCCCAGCAUCGCCAUCCCGCUGGUCAUCGCCUGCCUGUUCUUCCUGGUGUGCAUGUGCCGUAACAAGCAGAAGGAGUCCUCCGACACGCCCCCCCGACGCCAGCUCUCCUCCUCCCCCAGCCAGGACGUGGAGCUGCCCCUGCUCAGCCCCCACAAGCACCAGGCGAAGCUGCGGGAGAUAAACCUGUCUGCGGUGCGCUUCAUGGAGGAGCUGGGCGAGGACCGCUUCGGGAAGGUGUUCAAGGGCCACCUGUACGGCACGGCGCCCGGGGAGCACACGCAGGUGGUGGCCAUCAAGACGGUGAAGGACAAGGACGAGGGCACGCUGCGGGAGGAGUUCCGUCACGAGGCCCUGCUUCGCUCCCGCCUGCAGCACCCCAACAUCGUGUGCCUGCUGGGCGUGGUCACCAAGGAGCAGCCCAUGAGCAUGGUGUUCAGCUUCUCCGGCCCGGGCGACCUGCACGAGUUCCUGGUCAUGCGCUCGCCGCACUCCGACGUGGGCAGCUCGGACGACGACAGGACGGUGCGCUCGGCGCUGGAGCAGUCCGACUUCCUGCACGUGGUCACGCAGGUGGCCGCCGGGAUGGAGUACCUGUCCAGCCACCACGUGGUGCACAAGGACCUGGCCACGCGCAACGUCCUGGUCUGCGACAAGCUCAACGUCAAGAUCCUGGACCUGGGGCUCUUCCGCGACGUCUACUCCGCCGACUACUACAAGCUGCCGGGCAGCGGCAGCCCGUUCCCCAUCCGCUGGAUGUCCCCGGAGGCCAUCGCCUACGGGAAGUUCUCCACCGACUCGGACAUCUGGUCGUACGGCGUGGUGCUGUGGGAGAUCUUCAGCUACGGGCUGCAGCCGUACUGCGGCUACUCCAACCAGGACGUGAUGGAGCUGGUCCGCAGCCGGCAGGUGCUGCCCUGCCCGGACGACUGCCCCGCCUGGAUCUACACGCUGAUGCUGGAGUGCUGGAGCGAGUUCCCGGCGCGGAGGCCCCGCUUCAAGGACAUCCACGGCCGGCUGAGGGCCUGGGAGAGCCUGGCCAACUACAACAGCUCCGCCCAGGCCUCGGGCACCAGCAACACCACCCAGACCAGCUCGCUGAGCACCAGCCCCGUCAGCAACAUGAGCGCCACGCGCUACACCGGCCCCAAGCCCAAGCCCUUCCCCCAGCCGCAGUUCCUCCCCAUGAAGGGCCCGAUGAGGCCCAUGGUGCCCCCUCCCCAGCUCUACAUCCCGGUGAACGGCUACCAGCCCAUGCCGGCCUACCCGUACCUGCAGAACUUCUACCCCAUGCAGCUGCCCAUGCCCAUGGCGGCCCCGGCGGGGCACCCCGCACACGGCCACGCCCCGCCCAAGGCGGGGUCGCACCACAGCGGGAGCGGCUCCACCAGCACCGGCUACGUCACCACGGCGCCCUCCAACGGCUCCGGCACGGAGCGGGCCAACCUGCUGCUGGACGACGGCAAGGGGGCGGGGCCCGCGGAGGACGGGGGCGGGGCCGACAGGGCCUCCCAGGCCGGUCUCCACGGAGACGACCGCUCCUCCGUCCCCGAGACGGAGCUGCUGGGGGACACCGACACCCCCCCCACAGAGGACCCCGAUAUUCACAUGGACGCAUAGAGUGGGGAGGGCCGGGGUGACCUGCCCUGGUUUUAUUUUAUUUUAAUUUUUUUUGGGGGGGGCUAACAUGGACCAUUUUUUUUAAUUUUAUCUUUCUUUUUUAUUUUUAAGAGCUAAGCCUGCCUUUUGAGAUGAGAGGCGUUUUUCAAUAGAGUACAGCAGCUUCUUUUUUUUGUUUCAAAGUGAAGGGAAUGCAUUUUUGCUUUAAAAAAAAUGUAUGAAGAGACCAAUAAAUGAUUGUUAUUUAUGGGUCGGGUUUUGAGGUCACUGGUGCGGAGACUCACCGGCAGUGUUUGAGGUUGGAAUCUAUCCCCUCCCGGCUUUGGAAUUUAGAGACUGUGAAAGUUGCUCGUCACUGACUGAAGAAUCGCGUUUUUUUCGUCCCCCGAACCCCCCAGCUUGGAGUGAGCGCUAGCCCCGUUAGCGCCGGACAGUGUUCUCCAAUGAGAAGGUGUUGCAAAGCCUCGCAGAAGAAUUCGUUUUCUUACUGUUGCUGUGCAACAUGAAGCCGGACUUUGUCGCCAGGAUUCCUGAAGUUCAAUUCAUGUUCUUUUUUUUUCUUCUUUUUUUCUUUUUAACAAUUCCUGGUACGUGAGAAAAAUAUAUACUGUGGUUUUUAAGGCGCGAGAGACAGAACUAUUUUGUUGUUUUUAAAAUACAUGGUCGCAUUUACAAAGAAAUUACCCCAGAGUUGUUUAACCUCGGGGUAUAGGAUCACACACCUGCGCUGGACCGUUCAAAAUUCGCUGAGUCCUGGCUCAACGGACAAUGAGAGACUAGAAUGGAGGGACGGCCAUUUUGUGUCUACGGAUACACCGCUAACGAUGCUUUUUGCGAAGAGGACUCUUCAACCGAUUAAAUUAUCUGCGAACUUUCUUUCCAAACACGUAGCUACACGUAACCUGCGUGGAGUUGAAUGGGGUACACUGCAGACGGCAACACGGUCUCCAAAUCACACACGGAAAUGCGUGAAGGUAUUAUUAUGCUUCAUACGACAUCGCUUAAAGGUAAUUGAUAUUACUGGAUUUUAUUCUUUUUUUAAGUCCCCUGUUGUAAAGAAUUUGUAAUUUAUGUAAAUGUUUUUUUUUAAAAUAGCUCCUCCUGAAGAACAGACCGUUUUAAACACUGCUCACUGUGUAGCCCGCGGUAUUACCGCCUCUGUGUCCUAGCAACAAGGUACCUGCUAUUAUUGGAGGAUUUUUGUAAAGCUCGCGGAAGUGAUUGUCUUCUUUUAUAACUAUAGCAACCGUUAUCCAUAUAUUGUGCACAUCCAGCCACAUGGAGUCCAAUAAAAUGAUACAUUAUUGAAA